AUGACCAAGUACCGUCUUCACUACUUCAACGCUCGCGGAUAUGCAGAGGCCACCCGAAUUGUGAGUGUUCAAUAAGUUCAUGACUUUUGUACAGAUAUUCUUCAGAUGUUCCACAUGGCUGGAGUUGAAUUCGAGGAUGUAAGAAUCGAAUUGGAAGACUGGAUCAAGCCGGACAGCACUCUGAAGGAGCAGCAGCCGUUCGGACAGAUGCCAGUGCUCGAAGUCGACGGCGAGAAGAUUCCGCAGUCGUUCGCUAUCGCCAGAUUCAUCGGAAAAGAGCUCGGAUUCGCUGGAAAGACACACAUCGAGCAGGCGUGGGUGGACGCAUUCGGAGAUCUCUACAAGGACUUCCUAAACGAGAUGAAGCCGUGGGCGAUGAUCGCGUUCGGAUACCCAGGACAAUCCGGAAACCGUGAGGACCUGAAGAAGAGCGCUUUGGACCCAGCCAGGGAGAAAUACUUUAAGAUUCUGAGCAAACGAUUGGAAAAGAGCAAGUCGGGUAUGUUUAAGAGUGAUUGGAGUUGGGGAACAUUCUGGAAUUGCAGGUUUCAUUGCGGAUAGCGGAGUCACUUGGGCCGACCUUUUCUUCUUUGAAACCACGACUACGCUGAUUGGAUUCGAGCCGGAAUAUCUGGGAACGGACUUCCCGGAGGUCACCGCCUACUACAAUCGCAUCCAGAAUCACGAGAAGAUCAAGCCGUACCUUGAGACGAGACCAGUUCAACCAAAAUAA
Molecule: messenger RNA, 733 nt
Organism: Caenorhabditis sp. 36 PRJEB53466
Lineage: Eukaryota; Metazoa; Nematoda; Chromadorea; Rhabditida; Rhabditidae
Source: the annotation of a GenBank genome assembly